GUGUUGUUUUCAGCUAUUUCUGCAGCAGCUGCUUUGUUUACAUGCGGGAGGAUGAUGAGAUCCACAGAUGGAGGAAGGACUGCAGCAGGUGGAAUUCAUGGGAGGCUGUGGUUGGGGGUGAUGCAGACAAAAUUCCUUAACUUCCCUUUGCAUGCAGGAGAGAAACCGCCCCCUCCUUCACCCCCACCUCUGCUGCAGCAGUAGCAGGAAGAGGAGGGGGAGGAGGAGGAGAAACAAUAACCUGAGAGGAGAGGAGACACCGCAGUCUCUCUGUCUGUUUCUGUCUGAGGAUCUGCUGGAGGCCGGGAGGAGGCUGGCAGAGCGAACAUGUCCUCCCCGCAGGUCUCCUCGUCCCGCAGGCAGUCCUGUUAUCUGUGCGACCUGCCCCGCAUGCCCUGGGCCAUGAUCUGGGAUUUCACCGAGCCCGUGUGUCGGGGCUGCGUUAAUUACGAAGGCGCAGACCGGAUCGAAUUCGUCAUCGAGACAGCCCGACACCUAAAGCGGGAACACGGCUUCCAGGAGGGCAGGUCCUCUGCGAGCGGACCGCCGUCUCUGUCCCAGCAGCCGAAGAGUCAGGCGGUGUUACUGACUGGUAAAGAGCCGCUGCUGAACCACCACCAGACGGACGGAGCGGGGAAGUCUCUGCAGCCGGGUAUGGACCGGUACCCACUCGGAACUGAUAGCCGAGCUCGGUUUGAUUACAUCGGGCACAGCUGCAGCAACAGGCCGCCCAAUGGAUACGGAGGACCGAAUGAAUUUAAAACGGACGAAGGGCCACCGGAGCUGAACCGGCAGAGUCCGAACUCCCGGAAUAGGGGCAACGGAGGGUUCAUGUCGGCAACGGGUCCGAUAAACGUACCACCGAACCUGCUUCCCCAGACCCUGCUGAACGGACCGACCCCCCAUGGUUUGGCUGCCAGAACCCCUUCACAGAGCUCCAUCCUGGUCGGGUCGUUGCCUGGCCAGGUGGGGCUGUCAGAUCCGGGAAGAAAGCGACCCGCCUCGGUGUCGAGCACCGACCAGGACCGGGAGUUGAAGGAGAAGCAGCGGAACGCGGAGGCUCUGGCCGAGCUGAAUGAGAGCCUCCGGAACCAGCAGGAGGAGUGGGCCAGCAAGCCGAAAAGCGUCCGGGACACGCUGGUGGCCCUCUCCGGGAGCACGCCGUUUGACGUCCGCUUCAAAAAGGACCACGGCCUAGUCGGCAGAGUGUUCUCCUUCGACGCUGUGUCUAAAACCGGUUUAGAACACGAGCUGAAGAUCUUCAUCGAGUACCCGAGUGGUUCCGGGAACGUGUUCUCCAGCGCAUCGGGGGUGGCCAAGCAGAUGUACCAGGACUGUAUGAAGGACUUUGGCAGAGGAUUGUCUUCUGGGUUUAAGUACCUGGAGUACGAGAAGAAACACGGCUCCGGGGACUGGCGUUUGCUCGGGGAUUUAUUACCAGAAUCUCUGCGCUUUUUUAGGGAGGGUGUAGGGGAAGACAUGCUUCCCCAGGCAUACAUUGACGACAGCUACCCUCUUCCACCCACUUCCCUUGUGGUUUCUAACCGGGCUUUGGUUUCAGGCAGCGGGGGCAGUAGCUCCAGGGCCAGCGGGAGGAAGAGGAAAGCCUCACCAGACCCAGACCCGGACUCGGACUGCGGCCUGAAGCUGACUGGAGAGCAGCAGAGACAGCAGUGGAUGAACAGUCAGGCGGAGGCCCUCAAGCUCUCCAUGGCCGCAGCCUCCUACGCUGGGCCGCCACUUCCUCUCGCCCCGGGACACCCAGGUGUGCCCUCCGGCCGCACCACGCCCCCAGACACCGCUGCACCUUCGCAUAACAGACAGUCCCCGAUGGCCGCGCUCAUGUCGGCUGCGGACACGCUCGGGAACCCGUACUCCCCCAACAAGGACAGAGACUCGGUUCACUCCACCACGUCUUCCUCCAGACAAAACAGCAGCAGUCCGGUCUCCCCCGGGUCUGGUCAGAGGCGCGUCUCUUCCCGUAGCGGAGAUCUGCUCGCGCCGUCGCAGUCUGCAGGUGGCAUGGAGCAGGUGCACGCGCAGAACGUCCCCGACUCUCCGAUGGCGAACAGCGGGCCUCUCUGCUGCACCAUCUGUCAUGAACGUUUAGAGGACACGCACUUCGUCCAGUGUCCGUCCGUCCCCAGUCACAAGUUCUGCUUCCCCUGCUCCAGAGAGAGCAUCAAGGCCCAGGGAGCCUCAGGUGAGGUGUACUGCCCCAGUGGGGAGAAAUGCCCCCUGCUCGGCUCCAACGUGCCCUGGGCCUUCAUGCAGGGGGAGAUAGCCACCAUCCUGGCCGGAGACGUGAGGGUAAAGAAGGAGAGGGACCCCUGAGGAAGAGAAAGAGAAUGCUUUGGAUCUGCUGCUGCUGAGCCUCAAACCUUGACAUGAUCAAUCUAAAAAUAAACUUUUCUUCGAUCAGAAUAACUUUUUUGGUCUUCAUGCAGGUUCUGAUCCAGAAUCUUUAUGAUGAACUUGGUUUUUAGGUCAGUAAAAAAACAAGUAGAGCUUGUUGAUCUGACCAAAUAGCUGGAAAACUCAACCCAGUUCAGAUUUGCUGCUUUCAUUUUAAAGAAUUUGAAGAAAUUUCAGGUCUAGACAGAACAAGCUGUAAUUUAGGUCUUUUUUUUAUUUAAUUAAUUACAAAUGUUUAAUAGAGAGAAUAAUUACACUUCACAGCUGCUCCAUUGUGAUCAAAAUGCUGUUUACACAAAUCCAUGUGAAUAAUCAGUAUUGUGACAUAAUUUGCACUGCUGAGGUUUUCUUUUAACAUCUGAGUACAGUUAUGUGAUUUCCUGUAUUUUACAGUGGGGUAUUUGUGUUUUUACUUCAACAAAGGAGCCAAAUGUUUCCUGCUACACUGUGUAUAUGUGUCUGUAUGGGAUGUAUUGAGUUCUUGGACAUUUAUAUUUGAUUAUUAGACUAUGCAAUUUGUGGAAAAAUUGCAGCGAGGUUGCAGAAACUGCUGGAGUCUUGUAACAACUGACUUGAAGGUUGAAGCUGAAUCAGCAGACGUGUGUGUGAAGCUGUCAUUCAUCAGAUUUACACCACAUGGGAGCUCUAAUAGUUCUUUUCGGUUCCAUGAUUAUGGAUCUGUAUGGUUUGGAUGGGCAUAGCUCAGUAUGGUCUAGGUAUGAU
Molecule: messenger RNA, 3138 nt
Organism: Melanotaenia boesemani (Boeseman's rainbowfish)
Lineage: Eukaryota; Metazoa; Chordata; Actinopteri; Atheriniformes; Melanotaeniidae
Gene: irf2bpl
Product: interferon regulatory factor 2 binding protein-like
Exons: 1
Coding region: 328-2334 (668 amino acids)
Biological process (GO): regulation of transcription by RNA polymerase II
Cellular component (GO): nucleus
Molecular function (GO): transcription corepressor activity
Source: RefSeq, a predicted model, not a curated record